Pyrenophora tritici-repentis Pt-1C-BFP is the source of this 510-nucleotide messenger RNA. The record is from RefSeq and is a predicted model, not a curated record. NCBI's taxonomy places the organism in Eukaryota, Fungi, Ascomycota, Dothideomycetes, Pleosporales, Pleosporaceae.
AUGCCUUGUUCCCAUUCUUUUGCCGAUCCCAGAUCUUCCUCCUCUGCAAAGUGGAGUUUGCAGUCUAGCGACGAUUUUUCGCCGCGGUGCCGGUAUCCACCUGUCUCCAGAAUGCAACAAGCUCACAAGGAUGGUGCGGAUAAGGCGACAGGGAUGACCGAUAACGGCGUUGGUAGCGCUUUUCCUACAUCCCAACCCCCGAGGUCCUUUGUUCGCUACGGGAGUAGUACAGAAGUCGUGAAAUCAACUUUGACGUCACCCUUGACGCAAGCCGGCAGCGGGAGCGUGGAGCACGGCACUUGCAUCCCCAUCAAGGGCUGUCCACAGCAAACACCAGGAACGAAGAAAAAACCGAGAUUGUGGCUACCAGAUCAAGUAGAACCGAUGCUGUUCCGGCUUGCCUUUUGCUCGUUGCACGUUGCAAGAAAGAACACGAACACACCGGCCAACCCCACAUUCAAUCAGGCCUGUUCAGGACAAAGCAACUCAAGCCGCGCAUAUUCGCCGUAA